This is a messenger RNA of Doryrhamphus excisus (bluestripe pipefish), 3965 nucleotides long. RefSeq names its product ubiquitin protein ligase E3C (gene ube3c). Lineage: Eukaryota; Metazoa; Chordata; Actinopteri; Syngnathiformes; Syngnathidae. Gene Ontology annotation, molecular function: ubiquitin protein ligase activity. Gene Ontology annotation, biological process: protein polyubiquitination; ubiquitin-dependent protein catabolic process. The record is from RefSeq and is a predicted model, not a curated record.
UUGACGCGCGCGUUGCCCAAUCAGCUUCUGUGACGUAACAGGAAGCGGAAGUAUUUUGGUCUACUCUUCCCAGUGUUGUGUUGACUUGAGAAGAAAAAUAAAACGUUGGAUUAAUCUAAAACAACUGCAGAACAUUACUGUUCCACUCGCACAGUUCUCAAGUCAAAGAAAUAAGUCUGAACAGUUACCAACAAUCUGAAUCAGUCAAUGGGAUAACGCUGAAAAUGUUUAGCUUCGAGGGCGAGUUCAAGACAAGACCCAAGGUAUCACUUGGAGGAGCAAGCAAGAAGGAGGAGAAAGCAUCUUUGCUGCAUCGCACUCAAGAGGAAAGACGGAAAAGAGAGGAUGAUAGAAAACGACUGAAGAAUGCCAUAAUCAUUCAGUCCUACGUACGUGGCUACCAAGACCUGAAACGACAGUACGCCAUCCAGAGGGCCUCUUUUGACGAGUGUGUCAGCAAGACACAAGCGAGCCAGCAAGCACUGGAAGCCACCACCCUCUGCCUCUUAUCAAGACAGCUAAUCUUUUUCUACAGACAGAGUGUGGAUACACAUAGACUGAUCUGGUUGUGUCAGAACUUGGUGAAGCACAACAGUCAGUUUGUCAAGCUGCUGGUGGGGUCAAACAGACAGACAUGUAUGUUUCAGAUCAAGAGGAUACUAGGCUUCUGCUGCAGACUCCUGCAGAACUGCCCUGACGACAGUUUCAAUGUGGCAGUUCCCAUGCGGAUGCUAGAAAUCUUCUCCUCUGAGAAAAUCUACCUUCCUGUCUUGACGGAUGCAAACUCUGUGGUGGAACAGAUUUUGCACUACAUGGUACAGAAAGGUUACUACAGGUCGCUGUACGUUCUUGUGAAUCACAGACUCCCUUCGAGUUUGGAAUAUACGGACUCUCCAUCCAUCCCUCUGGCAAGCACACUCUUGGAGCACAUCCUCAAACCUCUGCACUUUAGCUACUCCUCCUGCACAGCUGGCGCAAGGGACUUUGUCUUUGGCGCCUUCACUGAGGAGUUUAUUUCUGCACCUUUCACCGAGCAGAUCUUUCACUUUUUUAUCCCGGCCCUGUCGGACCCACGUCUUGCAUUCCCGUUCGAGGCCUUCCUGAGCUCCCUUCAGGGCACAGUCACCUCCUCCCACGCCGCACAGAGCCAGGCCCCCUGGAUAUUUUACUUUGUCCUUUCUGCGGGCCAGAACUCUUUAGGCUCCCUAUCGGAGGAAGGCCUCUUGCUGUAUUUACGCGCCCUGCAGACACUCCUGCCUCUGCUGCCCGUGACUGAGACCUGCAGCAGGCCCGAGGUGAGCAGCGAUUCAGAGGACGAUGAUGAUGCGAACGUCCAUCCACCGCCCGUGAAGGAUGACAGUCGCAUCUCUGUGCAGCUGAUCACAGACGAAUGCGUGCACAAGCUGGACACCAAACAGCAGACCAACAUGCUGCUCAACCUGGUAUGGAGGGACUCGGCUAGCGAGGAGGUUUUCACCAUGAUGGCCUCCAUCUGUCACACGCUCAUGGUGCAGCAUCGUCUCUUGGUUCCUAAAGUCAGACUUCUCUACAGUUUAGCUUUCAACGCACGUUUCCUGCGGCAUCUCUGGCACCUGAUCACGUCCAUGACAACCAAAAUGAUCACCGGCUCCAUGGUUCCACUGCUGCAGCUGAUCUCCAGAGGGUCCCCUAUGUCGUAUGAGGACUCCAAUCGCAUCAUUCCUCUCUUCUACCUCUUCAGCUCCCUCUUCAGCCACUCCCUUAUCUCUGUGCAUGAUAGCGAGUUUUUUGGCCAUGAAAUGGAAGGUCAGACGCAGUCCUCCAUGAUGCCCUUCACUCUGUCUGAGCUGGUGACUCUGUCUCGCUGCUUGAGGGAUGCGUGCUUGGGCAUCAUCAAGCUGGCCUACCCCGAGACCAAAACGGAGCAUCGCGAGGAGUACAUGGCGGCUUUCCGCAGCGUGGGCGUCAAGACUAACACUGAAGUUCAGCAGCGCAUUCAGGCCGAGCAGAAACGUUGGGUACAGCUCUUUAAGGUCAUCACUAACUUGGUGAAAAUGCUGAAAGCUCGUGACAUCAGACGACCCUUCUGUCCAGCAGGGCACUGGCUGUCCGAAGAAGUCAACAUCCGGGCAGAUAAGGUCACCCAACUCUACGUGCCAUCAGCCAGACACGUGUGGCGAACGAGAAGGAUGGGCAGGAUUGGACCACUUCAGUCAACACUGGAUGUGGGCUCGGAGCCUCCUCAGCUGUCUGUGUCGGAGGAGAGACAUCUGGCCAUCCUCACUGAGCUCCCAUUUGUUGUUCCCUUUGAAGAGCGAGUCAAGAUCUUCCAGAGGUUAAUCUAUGCCGACAAAAGGGACGUGCAGGGAGACGGGCCUUUCCCAAACGGCAUCAUCGUCACCAUCAGACGCAACUACAUCUACGAAGACGCCUACGACAAACUCUCUCCAGAAAACGAACCAGACUUGAAGAAAAGAAUCCGGGUCCACCUCCUGAAUGCUCACGGUCUGGAUGAGGCCGGCAUUGACGGCGGUGGUAUCUUCCGGGAGUUCCUCAAUGAGCUCCUGAAGUCGGGCUUCAACCCCAACCAGGGUGUCUUUAAGACCACCAACGAGGGUCUGCUGUAUCCCAACCCUGCCGCCGAGAUGCUGGUGGGAGAAUCCUUCACGAGACACUACUACUUCCUGGGCAGGAUCCUGGGAAAGGCUCUGUACGAGAACAUGCUGGUGGAGUUGCCCUUUGCCAGUUUCUUCCUGUCCAAGCUUCUGGGAACCAGCGCGGACGUAGACAUCCACCACCUGGCAUCGCUGGACCCCGAGAUGUACCGCAACCUUCUCUUUCUCAAGAGCUACGAGGACGACGUGGAGGAGCUGGGCCUCAACUUCACCGUGGUCAACAAUGAUCUUGGAGAGGCUCAGGUGGUGGAGCUGAAGGCAGGGGGCAAAGACAUACCCGUGACCACGGCCAACCGCAUCGCGUACAUCCACCUUGUGGCCGACUACCGCCUCAACAAGCAGAUCCGACCACACUGCCUGGCCUUCAGGCAGGGGCUGGCCAACGUGGUCAACCUGGAAUGGCUGCGCAUGUUCGACCAGCAGGAGAUCCAGGUGCUCAUAUCUGGCGCGCACGUCCCCAUAUGUCUCGAUGACCUGAAAAAGUUCACAAACUACUCAGGUGGUUACUCGUCCACGCAUCCCGUCAUCCAAAUAUUUUGGGAAGUGGUGGAAGGCUUCACAGAUGAGGAGAAGCGCAAGCUGCUCAAGUUUGUCACCAGCUGCUCCAGACCUCCUCUGCUGGGCUUCAAGGAGCUGUACCCGGCCUUCUGCAUCCACAACGGCGGCAACGACCUGGACCGCCUGCCCACGGCCAGCACCUGCAUGAACCUACUCAAGCUGCCAGAGUUUUACAGCCAGCAGCAGAUGAGGAACAAGCUGCUCUACGCCAUCGAGUCCUCGGCCGGAUUCGAGCUCAGCUGAAAGGACUCAAAUUGGCGAAAAGAAAGACUUGGCAAAAAAAGAACAUGCACUGAACUUACUCUUUUUGCCCGUAUGACUGAGAGUGAGUGUGAGGGGACAAGCACCCACCCCCCAACGCCUUUUAAUCUUUUGCUUUUAGCUAAGGUAAAGUGAUGAAACAAAGCAAGUUAGUGCUGGUGUGUUUUUUUUCACCAAAGAUGACGUGGCAUCAAACAGUACACAAUCGUAUAAAAAGGCAAUACAAGGACAAGAGGGACUGUGAAGUGUAAUUCUUCAAAUAUUAGUAAAGCUCAUGUUGUGUAAUGUGUGCAUUUAGCAGGGUCUGAUAGGAUGGAUAUGUGAAUAUGUACAUGUUCUCUUGUAUUAUUCAGUAUUUGUACAGUUUCCUUCCUGUGCGUGUGUGUGUGUGCGCGCGUAUAUGUCACAUGGUUGAAGCUUACUAUUGUUCAAUGUACCAACAAAAAAAAGAGCGUAUGGAAAUGAAUAAAGCCACUUUUCUUUUUUGCACAA